AAGGCUGCGUAAAUAUUGUAAAACAAUCUUGCUGUAUAGGGCAACAUUUGACUUGGUUCAUGAUACAAGAACGAUUUUGGUGCAUUCAUAUAUUUUGUUAAGGACAUAGAUAGUCUACUCCUCAUUUUAGGUUCGUACUAUGUGUGUUUGCAUUAGCAAAUUAGUUAUGAUAAACCCGGAGAAAUCUAUGGAAGAGUUCCGAGCAGCUAGUCAAAAACUUGGUGAUGGCGUGGGUGUAAAGUCUUUAAUACAAAGCAUGGGACUUGGAAUGAUUGCUGACCAGUUAGGGGAUUUGAAGCUGGAAGAGCUCCUGAGCACUCCUCCACCUGGAACAGAUGAAAUUGUUGCAAUUUCUAAGGCAAUUAUAAAGCUGGACAAUGAUGGAUCUUUCUACAUUAAAAACUUUGGCAAGACUACAAUAUUGGUGAAUAACAAAGAAGUGCAGACUGGUCAGUCUCAAAGACUACACUCCAAUUGUUUGAUCGAGGAUGAAGAUGCUAUCGAAGUGACUCCUGGGUUGGAGAUAGGAAAGACUCUCCAACUUAUGUGCGCAAGAAGGAGGCUUGUGAAUCUGUGGGAAUCAUUUCUUUUGAAGCUAAUUUCCCCAAGGAUUCCACAGAACAACAAGUGUGAUCCUUCGGUUCAUGGCGUCCUUUACCUUCUUGUAUGCUUCUAAAUCUCUUAACUGCAGUUCCAUUUUUCUUG
Messenger RNA from Arachis duranensis, 705 nucleotides. RefSeq names its product ATPase GET3B. Bases 140 to 676 code for a protein of 178 amino acids. Lineage: Eukaryota; Viridiplantae; Streptophyta; Magnoliopsida; Fabales; Fabaceae. The record is from RefSeq and is a predicted model, not a curated record. Gene Ontology annotation, biological process: positive regulation of transcription by RNA polymerase II. The transcript is spliced from 4 exons. Gene Ontology annotation, cellular component: Ino80 complex; MLL1 complex; NSL complex. Gene Ontology annotation, molecular function: protein binding; G-quadruplex RNA binding.